AUGCUGUGCCGAGUCUGGCAGGCGCCUGCCAUGUGGGCUUUGCUCGCCGUAGCAGCGGCAGACGAGCCCAUCCCCGACACUGGAUCAGUCGGACCAGGCGCCAUCGCAGGCAUCGUCAUUGCUGGGGUCUUCGUCGUCGGGCUUCUUGGUGUGGCUGUCAUGCUGGCGCGCAAUCGAACGUGGUAG
Messenger RNA from Colletotrichum orchidophilum, 186 nucleotides. RefSeq lists its product as uncharacterized. The transcript has a single exon. Lineage: Eukaryota; Fungi; Ascomycota; Sordariomycetes; Glomerellales; Glomerellaceae. The coding region runs from base 1 to 186 and encodes 61 amino acids. The record is from RefSeq and is a predicted model, not a curated record.